UCGUGCGCAAACGUGAAGUGCGCAUACCAACCUCUCAUCAAGAAAUACCUUUCGUGUCUGCGAGCUCUCGACAAAAAGUAAUAGUCAAAUAAUGAUAACAACUUACCAGAAAUGGCCACAAGUGUGAAAUGGAGGUUGAAGCGUUAUGGGCGCUUUAUUCCAGGAACGAAUGAGACCACCAAAAGGGAACAAUGGAAGACAUUUGAAGCGAAGAAAAAUGAACCAGAAAUUAUCCUCACAAUUCUGGACUACGGAUACUUGAUGGUCCUGCAUGGACAGGAAUGCUUGGAGACGAUUCCUUUGCACAGUGCCAGCGAUUUUCUCAAAGUCCAUCAAAAAUAUGACAAUCUGAUGAUUCGACAUACUAUAAAGGGAGCGAGCCGCCUGAUCAGGAUGCAGUUUGAUGGAAGUAACAAGGCGCAGGCCAUCAAAGAGUGCUCGAGUGCUGCGGCGCGACUCAGAGAGCAUGUGCCCGUCGGCACUCAAGACGACACCCUGCCGUCAAAUAAUCAGCCCCCCGCAGAUGACCCUGCGCCAGGGACACAGGGUGAGGCCGCUGGAGGCAAACCUGAGGUUGUCCAUGAAGGAUUGCUGUCCAUUCAGCGUCUUACCCAGCACCUGCUGGGAGAGACCCCGCUGACGCUGCCUCAACUCUACCGCCAAGGCUCCUGGGAACAUGGUGACCUGGAGGCCCUGUUACGCGUUUGUUUGCUGGAUCCCAGCUUCCAUGCUUUAGUAGAGCAGGUUGAGGGCGAACUGAAGAAAAUACUUCAAGAGUGAAUCAUCUCGACAACUGAAGGCAGAGAGGGGUCAAGUCAGCGCUGCUCUUUUGUGUAUGUUUUUUUCACGCCGUUCGCUACGUAGGUGUUAACUUGCCGAGCUGCCAGCGUUGACUGGGUGGGUUGUGGUCGUGUUUUACCGCUUUGGAAGUUCCUAAUGAGUUAAAUUCACACGACUUAACAAAAAAACACAACAAACAUUUUUUCAUGUUUUUAUUCAGAAAAAAAAAUAUUGGUCUUAAUCAUAUGUUUGAUCGUGGCUAUAUACUCUGGUCCAUCUGCUCCCACGUUAAUGCAGGUCCAUUCCCACCGCAACACACAUCAGUACAUUGUAUUGAAAGGAGGAGUCAUGCAGCUACAGCAGUUAAUUUUGCUAUGCCAGCUUCCAAGGGGUCUCACAAUAUUAAAGCUCGACUGAUUAAAACAAACUGCCCUCCAUUUAUCUAUUCAAGAAUACAUUUUGCAUAGGAUUAUAGCCAUGCUAUAUAGUCGGAGAAAAUAAAAAAUACAAAUCAAUUAAAUUAGGAAAUAUUAAAAAAAAUAUCUUUUUUUUUUUUUACAGAUUUCCUAUCAUUUGAACACUCAUACUGCAACACAUACAAGACACUCUAAGUUACUCUCAAAAUAAAUUAAAGUAAUACACAUACCAUCAAUAUUUAGUUAGUUAAACACAUAUUAAUUGUUUUGUAUUCACUCUCCAUUAGCUUUAAAUACUGUCUGUCAAUGAAGCCCUUGCUUCACAAUAAAAGUUCUAUUAAAAGUGGACUUAUAGUCACAAAAUCAAACAUUAAAUGACCAUGAUAUGCUGUACAAAUGUUCAAGAGGGGGAAAAGAAGACAUUAUAUAUUUAUGUAUAUUUAUAUAAGGAUGACUAUAAAAAAUAGUUUGGGAUGCAGAACAAAAAGCCACACGAGGGAUAACAACAGAAGAUGUCUAUUCUGAGUAUCCUAUUGCGUUAUUUUGCAUGCAUUUACAUGAUAUGUAAUACAAAAGGGGACCAGCUCGUUUGAGGGCCGUUAUUCAAAUCAAUAAAGGAGACAUCAACACCACAUCAAAAAAUGUGUACGCCUCUUGGCGGCGAUUUGUAGUCACUAUUCGUCAUCCUGACAUCUCCACAUGACAAGGCAUGCUUAUUCUGAUUCCUUUGUUGCCAGUGUUACGCUGAUAAUGUUUCUCAUAAAAUGAGACAAGAUAUGCUUUAUUGUUUUCCUCAAAAUAGCCUGCGGCUCCAUCCACCUUUGAUGUCGCCAGAAAGAUUGCAGUUUAGCCGUCUCAUCUGCAAAGAGAAAGUAAAGGGAAGGCAUGACCAUAGUUAAUCCUUGCGAUGCGUUCUAUAUUUAGAUGUAGCCCCCCUCUCCCAAUCACUACCUACGCGCUCUCUUACUUGAGUCGAUUGCUUAUUUCGUAUUCCUUUGGCGGACAUUUUUGUCUUUGUGGUUGUUUGUUGAAUUUGUUUUCCUAGGAAAGAAAAGGCAGGUUUAAAAACAAUAAGCAAGUCAGAUGAACGAUGUGGCGGUCGAUGGACUUACAUCGGUCCUACUGGCUCAUCAUCUUUGACAAGGCAGGAGAUGGAAAACACAACAGUGGAGGGAAAUGUCAGUCAAAGGUUAAAAUAUAUUUAUAUUUUUACAACUGCCGACAGUGGAACCUUCAGAGUCAAAUCACAAACCGCUUUCAAGAAACAUUGUUCUCAUAGAACAUUUUGCAAAAUGGAUUUUUCUGUUAACCGUUUAUAAAAGACAACCCUUCUUUCUUAAGAACUGUUUUUAGAAAUAACAAGAUGGAUGGAUGGCUAAAGCCAAUCAUGGACAUUCCUUAGCUGUUCGACAGUUGUUUGAAAACCGCUUCAUUGAUCCCGGGUAUCUUAAUGGUGUGGGUGUGUGUGACAGGAAGAAAAGCUCACACCCACGAGGGGAGAAGGCAUUUGUCACACAGUGUUAAUUUGCAUUUAGUGUGAUGUCCCUGCCCAAAGUACUGAGUACCCAUUGAAGUUUCAUGGUAAAAGUACACAGGUUUUAGAGUACUUUAAGUGUUUUAAGCGCAUUGAAAUUGUUUAUAAGGGUGUGUGGAGAGCUUAAAGACUUAAAAUGCAUAUAAUAUUCAUAAAAAUCAUACAAUGAUGUUCCUACUUUGCAAAAAUUCACUUACCACAGUGUGGUCUGUACAAACAAAAAUACCAAACAAAAUACCUAAAGAAGCUUUUGCAACCUCGCAUGCAUGAGCUACAGUAUGUGGUCACCCAAUGAUGGCGAUUUUGCAAAUUUGAGCUACUAACAUGAGCAAUCAUUGAAUGUGUAUUUUCCCGUAACAAACAACACGACUUCAGAUUGUUAGUUGCUUCUAUUGGUCUGCCGUUGUGCAUGUGCAGGUGCUCCCGGCAUAUAUACGUGUGGACCAGAGCGGUGAAUGACAAGCCUGAAUAGCAGAAAAAUCCCUCCGACCGACAAGCAAUUUGUAUUCAAUAUAAUUAGUAAUUGUUAAAAAUGUACAUGUUGUGUUAAGCCACUAAUGGUAAUAUGAACUAGCUGGGGGUGUUUAAAAAUAAAAUGUUGAGCUACUUGCAAACAGCCCCAUUAAAUGUCCUUUAUUUGGGUCAUCAUGGUAAUUAGUGAGCUCAAACUGUAACAACUAUGAAACUGUUAAUUACUGUAAGGGAAACAUUUUAAGCAUAGUUGUGG
Nerophis ophidion (straightnose pipefish) is the source of this 3457-nucleotide messenger RNA. RefSeq names its product REC114 meiotic recombination protein (gene rec114). The transcript is spliced from 6 exons. Lineage: Eukaryota; Metazoa; Chordata; Actinopteri; Syngnathiformes; Syngnathidae. Bases 112 to 780 code for a protein of 222 amino acids. The record is from RefSeq and is a predicted model, not a curated record.